Penicillium malachiteum is the source of this 666-nucleotide messenger RNA. Its product is annotated as fungal specific transcription factor domain-containing protein. Lineage: Eukaryota; Fungi; Ascomycota; Eurotiomycetes; Eurotiales; Aspergillaceae. Bases 1 to 666 code for a protein of 221 amino acids. The record is from RefSeq and is a predicted model, not a curated record. The transcript has 2 exons.
AUGCUCUAUUCGGUCGCAUCUCAAUCGAAUCCAUCACGCCAUAUACGCUGUAUCUGGGUCGACAAAAAUUGGAAGAAGGAAAAAUUGACUGACAGAAGCAUGACCGCAUCCUCCCCUGAACAAGAAUCUCUGGCAUCAAUAUCUUCCUUGGAAUGUGUUAUCAACAAACUUACGCGCCAACUGGAUGCAUGGUAUUCUUCACUUCCUGAUCCAAUAAAGCCCGAGUUGGACCCACAAGCCCCAUGCUCCCUCGUGAAGAAAUGGCUUCGUUCGCGCUACUGGUCAGCCCGCCACAUUAUAACUCGCCCAUGUUUGCUUUACGCCAUAUCGGCGACCAAUUCAAGCCUCGUUCCAACCUUCGUGAUUCAAAAUUCUCAAGUCUGCAUUGAGAGCUGCCGCAACUUUGUGAUCAAUGCCGCGGAAGCCUUAGACAAACAGACACAAUAUGCAUGGAAUAUGAUACAGGCGUGCUUGUCUUGUUCAUUGGUCUUGACGGCUGCUGCUAGAAGCCCGGCUCUCCAACAUCUUAUAUCCGAUCUGGAUGAUAUAUUGACGAAGGUCAUUGCUAUAGCAAGAAAGUGGAGACGACCCAAUUCAAGCAUACAGUUUGUUGAUUGGAUGUUAAGCACAAUCCAGAAAAGACAGAGACUAUAUGUGGUACCUUGA